UGCAGUUUGACAUGAUGCGUGCUUGUAACCUCAUCGCCACCGUGGCUCUGACUGCUGGCCAGCUCAUCUUCGUCCUGGGCCUGAUGGAGCUGCCUGUCAUUUCCCAGGACACCCAGUGGUGGGAGGAGGCCAUAGCUGCCCUGUUCCAACUUGCCAGUUUUGUUCUGGUUAUUGGACUGGUGACUUUCUACCGCCCCACCCUCUCUGGGUCUUGCUAUCGGAACAUUGGAGCCUGUCUUUUGGCCACGCUGGCAGCUGCCAUUCUCAUCUGGAACAUCCUUCACAGGCGUGAGGACUGCAUGGCACCCCGGGUCAUCGUCAUCAGCCGGACCCUGACCGCCCGGUUUCGCCGGGGCCUGGAAAACGACUACGUCGAGUCGCCGUGCUGA
Merops nubicus (carmine bee-eater) is the source of this 389-nucleotide messenger RNA. RefSeq names its product transmembrane protein 204-like. NCBI's taxonomy places the organism in Eukaryota, Metazoa, Chordata, Aves, Coraciiformes, Meropidae. The record is from RefSeq and is a predicted model, not a curated record.